AUGGCAGCGACUCUCGAAUCCACCCCUCCACGCGAACUGGCAUCGCCAACCUCACAAAAGCGAAAGCGCGCCGAUUCCGAGGUUCAGCCGCUGACGCCUCCGCUAACUGCGAAUGACCCUGAGGGUACACGCCUUCUCUCACGCGCCGUGAAUGUCCUCUCCACCGCCGCAACCGCCCUCUCACAAGUCACCCUUUUAUACCAAUCUGAUCAUGUCGCGCGGGAAGGCCUAUUACAGGCAGUCGAGGUUAUCACGAACGGGAACAUGGCGGGGGGCAAGCUCAUAGUAUGCGGAGUAGGCAAAAGCGGGCUCGUAGGGAGGAAGGUCGUCGCGACCAUGAAAAGCUUAGGUAUAGCAAGCUCCUUCAUGCAUGCUGCUGAAGCGCUGCAUGGGGAUCUUGGGGAUAUCAGGCAGAAUGAUGCCAUCAUGUUCAUAUCCUACUCUGGCAAGACAGCUGAAUUGAUGGCCCUGCUCACCCACAUACCUUCGCACACACCCGUCCUCGCUAUAACCUCGCACACGAAGUUGUGUGACUGUCCUCUCCUCAACGAACGGUCGAACUCGAUCCUCUUGCCCGCGCCGAUACACGAGUUAGAAGAGACUUCAUUCGGCGUGUGUGCACCAACAACCAGCACCACCGUGACAAUCGCUGUUGGUGACAUGCUGGCAUUGACAGUAGCCGAGGCGUUGCAUGAGGAAGAGGCAAAGAGUGUGUUCAAGAGGAACCACCCUGGUGGCGCCAUUGGAGCAAAGUCGAGACGGAUAGAUGUCGAUGAGGUAGCGAUUCUCGCGGACAAGUGCGCUGGCAUGGUUACGCCUCCAGUCUCAUGA
Molecule: messenger RNA, 831 nt
Organism: Cucurbitaria berberidis CBS 394.84
Lineage: Eukaryota; Fungi; Ascomycota; Dothideomycetes; Pleosporales; Cucurbitariaceae
Product: SIS domain-containing protein
Exons: 2
Coding region: 1-831 (276 amino acids)
Biological process (GO): carbohydrate derivative metabolic process
Molecular function (GO): carbohydrate derivative binding
Source: RefSeq, a predicted model, not a curated record